AUGGACGAAAGCCCCAACCAAAUCAUCAACUCAACUGAGAAAAGGAUCAAGCAGAACAUUACUGAAAACUAUAUUGUCAUGCAUCAAAAUUUGCACCCUUGCUUACUUUUGUUGACUAGCCUCAUCGGGCUUUAUUAUCCUGCACGGGCACAAAGUAAUGAUCUUCCUACCUUGGCUCUCAGCGAAGACGACACGUUCAACUUUGACCUUCUAGGACCACUGGCCCAAGCAGUAUACUCCGGCGGCGACGUUUCACCUAUCUUGGCAGUGGCUAAGCAACUCGACGCUGGGGACUUCAGCACCUACACAGACGCUUUCUAUGCUCUUGCCAAUGAGACAAAAGCCCGGGCCGAAGAUCCCAGAUAUGCUCAUGACCCGGUCAAUGUUAGAGACACUUGGUUCCACGCAGCUGCGUAUUUCCGGCGUGCAGACACUUAUUUGCACGAUGACUGGACCAACCCACUCAUCUACACACUCUGGGAAGAACAAACUGCAGCUUUUGAUCGGGCACUUGCAGCACUGCCAAUACCUGGUGAAAGAGUUCAGAUCCCUGCCGACGGCUUUACCGUCGAGGCUAUUUGGUACUCGUCAACGACCGAGCAGGCUGCUCAUAGGCCCACUCUGAUCCUCUGUGGUGGCUACGAUAGCUCGCAAGAAGACAUCUAUCACCAAGUGGUUGUUCCCGCUCUGGCUCGUGGCUGGAAUUGCCUGUCAUACGAAGGACCUGGACACCCAAGUCUGCGGAGAUACCAAGACAUCGGCUUUAUCCCUGACUGGGAGCGAGUUGUGACCCCCGUAGUCGAUUAUCUUCUCCUGAACCGCACACAGGAUGUUGAUGAGUCUCGCAUCGCUUCACUCGGGUGGUCCUUCGGUGGAUAUUUGGCCGCUCGUGCCGCCGCCUUUGAGCCUCGACUUGCUGCCAUCCUACUCAACGGUGGGAUCUGGGACACGCACGAGGCUUUCGUUGGGCAAAUGGAUGAAAACCUGCUCGAGAUAUACAAUGCUAAGAACAAAUCGGUUUUUGACGCAACCAUCUUUUCCUUGCUGGAAGAUCCGAAAACCCCAUCGAAUCUCCGAUGGGGUGUAACACAAGGCCUUUGGGCAUUCAAGAUAAAGUCGCCAUAUGACUGGUUGGAAGCAGUCCGAGCAUACAAUGUUCGAGACAUUGUGGAUCGCAUUCAGAUGCCAGUUUGGAUUGCGAACGCAGAAUUCGAGGGCUUCUUUCCGGGACAGCCUCAAAAAAUCGCUGACGCUUUGGGUGGGAGAGCCACGUUACAUGACUUCAAUGGUGCUGCUGGGUAUCAUUGUCAAAUGGGGGCGUUUACCGAAUCUGCGCGUGUUGCGUUUGGCUGGCUCAACGAGACGCUGAGCUGA
This is a messenger RNA of Exophiala bonariae, 1374 nucleotides long. RefSeq lists its product as uncharacterized. Lineage: Eukaryota; Fungi; Ascomycota; Eurotiomycetes; Chaetothyriales; Herpotrichiellaceae. The transcript has a single exon. The record is from RefSeq and is a predicted model, not a curated record. Bases 1 to 1374 code for a protein of 457 amino acids.